GCGAAUUCAAAUCAGUUUGUUUUUUUCGGCCGAUGUAUGAUUCAUGUGAGAGAUACAAAGAUGGACUGUGAAAAAUUGAUAAGUUUGGUGCAGGAAAGAAGAAGUUUGUGGGAUCCGCGAUGUGGUCAGUAUCAUAAUAGAGAUGUAGCUCGGAAGCUGUGGAUUGAGAUCGCCACUUCAUUGGAAACUACAAGUACUUGGCUACAGGGAUACAGUUCAGGCAACUUGCUUAUUCAUUCAGAAUUUCGAAAAGUAAUAGUUGUGCAAGUAUGCAAAGCUAUUUGGAAAACGUUACAGAAAGAGCACAUGCCAGAACCAACAGUUGCACAUUUAGAAAAAGUUGCAGAAGGCUUUUGGAACACGUGGCAAUUUCCCAAUUGUGUUGGGUGUAUUGAUGGUAAACACAUAAGAAUAAAACGCCCAUCAAAUUCCGGUUCCAUGUAUUACUGUUACAAAAAUUAUUAUUCCAUCGGCUUACUUGCAGUCACAGAUGCGAAUUACAAGUUCAUCACUGUGGAUGUUGGCUCUUUUGGAAAAGACAGUGAUGCUGGGGUUUUUGACAACUGCCCUCUACGUCGAGCACUUGCAUCAGGAAGAAUAAAGUUACCAGAAGAAAAAUGCUUGCCAGGUUCAACAAUCAAGGCACCAUUUGUUUUCCUUGGCGAUGAGGCCUUUCCUCUCACAGAGUACCUCAUGAGACCUUUCCCACGAGGUCAAUUGCAAGAAGGAGGAGAAAAUGAGGAGUUUAAUUACAGACUGUCGCGAACUAGGAUGGUAGUGGAAUGUUCUUUCGGAAGUAUUGUCACAAAAUUUCGUAUAUUAGGAAAGGCAAUUGAAACUAACGUACAGAAUGCUGUACAGAUUGUAAAAGCUGUAACAUUACUACACAAUAUUAUUAAAGAUUUUGAAAGCAUCACUGAAAUUGAUGUGCAAAGAUUUUCAGCUGUGAGAGCAGAUCCAAGGGCAUAUAUGACAACAUCAAAGAGGAACAAUGCGUCGUCACGAAGGGCUGCUCUUACAAGGCACGAAUUUUGCAGGUUUUUCAAGCUCCACCCUUUAAAGCGAACAUAAUUCGCCUUCACCACUUCACGUUAUGAACUUAUUAUUUCUAUUGUAAUCAGUUUUUUAAAAAAAAAAUUGAAAAAAUA
This is a messenger RNA of Zootermopsis nevadensis, 1148 nucleotides long. The record is from RefSeq and is a predicted model, not a curated record. NCBI's taxonomy places the organism in Eukaryota, Metazoa, Arthropoda, Insecta, Blattodea, Termopsidae.